AUGGCGGCGGAGGCAGGAGGGACGGAAGGCGACUGCGACCCCGCGCCGGGGCGGGAGCUGUUGGUGGCCUGGAGCACCGUGAGCACCGGGCUGGUGCCGCCGGCAGCGCUGGGGCUGGCGGCCUCUCGGACCAGCGGCGGGGUGCAGGCGAAGGAGGAAGAGCUCCGGGCGGCCGUGGAGGUUCUGCAGGGCCACGGUCUGCACUCGGUCCUGGAGGAGUGGUUUGUGGAGGUGCUGCAGAACGACUUGCAGGCCAACAUCUCCCCCGAGUUUUGGAAUGCCAUCUCCCAGCGCAAGAACGCUGCAGAUGAACCCCAGUGUCUCCUGCUGCUCCUGGACGCAUUCGGCCUGCUGGAGAGUCGCCUGGAUCCCUAUCUGCGCAGCUUGGAGCUCCUGGAGAAAUGGACUCGCCUGGGCCUGCUGAUGGGCACUGGCGCCCAGGGGCUGCGGGAAAAAGUCCACACCAUGUUGCGGGGCGUCCUGUUCUUUUCCACGCCCCGGGCCUUCCAGGAGAUGGUUCAGCGCCUCUAUGGACGCUUCCUGAGAGUGUACAUGCAGAGCAAGAGGAAGGGGGAUGGGGGCACAGACCCAGAACUGGAGGGGGAGUUGGACAGCCGGUAUGCCCGCCGUCGUUACUACCGGCUCCUGCAGAGCCCGCUGUGCGCUGGAUGUGGCAGCGACAAGCAGCAGUGCUGGUGCCGCCAGGCCCUGGAGCAGUUCCAGCAGCUCAGCCAGGUCCUACACAGGCUCAGUCUGCUGGAGCGAGUGUGUGCCGAGGCUGUGACCACCACGCUGCACCAGGUGACCCGCGAGAGGAUGGAGGACCGCUGCCGCGGGGAGUAUGAACGCUCCUUCCUGCGGGAGUUCCACAAGUGGAUCGAGAGGAUGGUUGGCUGGCUCGGCAAGGUGUUCCUGCAGGAGGGCCCUGCGAGGCCCACGCCCCCUGAGGCCAGCACCACGCUGCGCCGCUGGCGGUGCCACCUACAGAGGUUCUUCUACCGCACUUACGCCGGCUUGCGGGUGGAGGAGCUCUUCAGCAUCGUCCGAGACUUCCCAGACUCCCGGCCGGCAGUGGAGGACCUCAGGUACUGCCUGGAGAGGACCAACCAGAGGCAGCAGCUGCUUGACUCGCUCAGAGCAGCCCUGGAGACGCGGCUCCUGCACCCAGGUGUGAACACGUGCGACAUCAUCACGCUCUACAUCUCGGCCAUCAAGGCGCUGCGUGUGCUGGACCCCUCCAUGGUCCUCCUGGAGGUGGCCUGUGAGCCCGUGCGCCGCUACCUCAGGACGCGGGAGGACACAGUGCGGCAGAUUGUGGCUGGGCUCACUGGGGACUCUGACGGCACUGGGGACCUAGCCGUCGAGCUGUCCAAGACGGACCCCACGAGCCUAGAGACUGGCCAGGACAGUGAGGAUGACUCCGGGGAGCCUGAGGACUGGGUCCCUGACCCCGUGGAUGCUGACCCAGGAAAGUCGAGCUCACGGCGGCGCUCCUCGGACAUCAUCAGUCUGCUGGUCAGCAUCUACGGCAGCAAGGACCUCUUCAUCAACGAGUACCGCUCCCUGCUGGCCGACCGGCUCCUGCACCAGUUCAGCUUCAGCCCUGAGCGGGAGAUCCGGAACGUGGAGCUGCUGAAGCUGCGCUUUGGAGAGGCACCCAUGCACUUCUGCGAGGUCAUGCUGAAGGACAUGGCCGACUCCCGACGCAUCAACGCCAACAUCCGCGAGGAGGAUGAGAAGCGUCCCGCCGAGCAGCAGCCCCCCUUCGGGGUCUACGCGGUCAUCCUGUCCAGCGAGUUCUGGCCGCCUUUCAAGGAUGAGAAGCUGGAGGUCCCCGAGGACAUCCAGGAGGCCCUGGACGUCUACUGCAAGAAGUACGAGAAGCUGAAGGCCAUGCGGACCCUCAGCUGGAAGCACACGCUGGGCCUGGUGACCAUGGACGUGGAACUGACCGACCGCACGCUGUCCGUGGCUGUGACACCUGUGCAGGCUGUGAUCCUGCUGCACUUCCAGGACCGAGCCAGCUGGAGCCUGGAGGAGCUGAGCAAGGCGGCGAAGAUGCCGGCGGCACUGCUGCGGCGGCGGAUGGCGGUGUGGCUCCAGCAGGGCGUGCUGCGGGAGGAGCCUCCUGGCACCUUCUCCGUCAUCGAGGAAGAGCGGCCCCAGGACCGCGACAACAUGGUGCUGAUGGACAGUGAUGACGAGAGCGACUCGGGCAUGGCCUCCCAGGCUGACCAGAAGGAGGAGGAGCUGCUGCUCUUCUGGACCUACAUCCAAGCCAUGCUGACCAACCUGGAGAGCCUGUCCCUGGAGCGCAUCUACAGCAUGCUGCGCAUGUUCGUGAUGACCGGCCCAGCGCUGGCCGAGAUCGACCUGCAGGAGCUCCAGGGCUACCUGCAGAAGAAGGUGCGUGACCACCAGCUCAUCUACUCAGCCGGGGUCUACCGCCUGCCCAAGAACUGCAGCUGACAGCCGUCUACACACGCCUGUGCACCCCCGCAUCCACACACACACGCCCAUGUAGGCGCUGCCUCUACAAAUUAAAACCUGUUGGCUCCUUGCCCCCUC
Molecule: messenger RNA, 2568 nt
Organism: Echinops telfairi (small Madagascar hedgehog)
Lineage: Eukaryota; Metazoa; Chordata; Mammalia; Afrosoricida; Tenrecidae
Gene: ANAPC2
Product: anaphase promoting complex subunit 2
Exons: 13
Coding region: 1-2469 (822 amino acids)
Biological process (GO): ubiquitin-dependent protein catabolic process
Cellular component (GO): anaphase-promoting complex
Molecular function (GO): ubiquitin protein ligase binding
Source: RefSeq, a predicted model, not a curated record